This is a messenger RNA of Lasiodiplodia theobromae, 1458 nucleotides long. Its product is annotated as ATP citrate lyase. NCBI's taxonomy places the organism in Eukaryota, Fungi, Ascomycota, Dothideomycetes, Botryosphaeriales, Botryosphaeriaceae. Gene Ontology annotation, cellular component: succinate-CoA ligase complex. The record is from RefSeq and is a predicted model, not a curated record. Gene Ontology annotation, molecular function: succinate-CoA ligase (ADP-forming) activity. The transcript is spliced from 3 exons. Gene Ontology annotation, biological process: tricarboxylic acid cycle; succinyl-CoA metabolic process. The coding region runs from base 1 to 1458 and encodes 485 amino acids.
AUGUCCGCCAAGUCCAUCCUCGAGGCCGACGGCAAGGCCAUCCUCAACUACCACCUCACCCGGGCUCCCGUCAUCAAGCCCACGCCGCUGCCUGCCUCUGCCACCCACAACCCGCCGCCCAGGCUUGCGUCGCUGCACUUCCCCGAGGACAAGGCGGUCAAGGACGUUUUGGACCAGGCCGAGGUCACGUACCCGUGGCUGCUGCAGGAGGGCGCCAAGUUCGUCGCGAAGCCCGACCAGCUGAUCAAGAGGCGAGGCAAGAGCGGCCUGCUGGCCCUGAACAAGUCCUGGUCCGAGGCCCGCCAGUGGGUUGAGGAGCGCGCCGGCAAGCCCCAGAAGGUCGAGCACGUCGAGGGCAUCCUAAGGCAGUUCCUGGUCGAGCCCUUCGUUCCUCACCCCCAGGACACCGAGUACUACAUCAACAUCAACUCGGCUCGUGAGGGCGACUGGAUCCUCUUCACCCACGAGGGUGGUGUCGAUGUCGGUGAUGUCGACGCGAAGGCCGAGAAGCUGCUCAUCCCCGUGGACCUCAGCGAGUACCCCUCCAACGAGGAGAUUGCUGCCACUCUCCUGAAGAAGGUCCCCCAGGGUGUCCACAACGUCCUUGUUGACUUCAUCUCCCGCCUCUACGCCGUCUACGUCGACUGCCAGUUCACCUACCUCGAGAUCAACCCUCUCGUCGUCAUCCCCAACGCUGAUGCAACUUCGGCUGAGGUCCACUUCCUCGACCUGGCUGCCAAGCUCGACCAGACUGCUGAGUUCGAGUGCGGUGUCAAGUGGGCCAUUGCCCGCAGCGCCACGGCCCUUGGCCUGCCUACCCUCACCACCAAGGACAACAAGGUCACCAUCGAUGCUGGCCCGCCAAUGGAGUUCCCCGCUCCUUUCGGCCGCGAGAUGAGCAAGGAGGAGGCUUUCAUCUCUGAGAUGGAUGCCAAGACUGGUGCUUCCCUCAAGCUCACCAUCCUCAACUCCUCUGGCCGCGUCUGGACCCUUGUUGCCGGUGGUGGUGCUUCGGUCGUCUACGCUGAUGCCAUUGCGUCGGCCGGCUUCGCCAGCGAGCUUGCCAACUACGGCGAGUACUCUGGUGCCCCCACCGAGACCCAGACCUUCCAGUACGCUCGCACUGUUCUCGACCUCAUGCUCCGUGCGCCUACGCACCCUGAGGGCAAGGUCCUCUUCAUUGGCGGUGGUAUUGCCAACUUCACCAACGUCGCUUCUACCUUCAAGGGUGUUAUCCGCGCUCUGCGCGAGGUCGCUCCCGUGCUCAACGAGCACAAGGUCCAGAUCUGGGUCCGCCGCGCCGGCCCCAACUACCAGGAGGGUCUCAAGAACAUCAAGGCUGUCGGCACCGAGCUUGGUCUCGACAUGCACGUCUAUGGCCCUGAGAUGCACGUCUCCGGUAUCGUGCCUCUUGCCCUCAAUGGCAAGAAGAGCGACGUUCCCGAGUUCAGCGGUUAA